Messenger RNA from Triticum urartu, 551 nucleotides. RefSeq names its product protein transport protein yos1. Gene Ontology annotation, cellular component: Golgi membrane; COPII-coated ER to Golgi transport vesicle; endoplasmic reticulum membrane. The record is from RefSeq and is a predicted model, not a curated record. Lineage: Eukaryota; Viridiplantae; Streptophyta; Magnoliopsida; Poales; Poaceae. Gene Ontology annotation, biological process: endoplasmic reticulum to Golgi vesicle-mediated transport.
AGAUGGGCUUGUGGAUGCUGCUGGAGGGUUUUUUGCUUCUUGCAAAUUCUUUGGCGAUCCUGAAUGAAGACCGCUUUCUUGGUCCCAGGGGAUGGAGCAUGUCUGAAGUUUCAGGAAAUGGGCAAACAAAGUCGUUGAAGGGGCAGAUCGUGGGGCUCAUCUACGCCACACAGUUUUUGCGGAUGCCCUUGAUAGCGCUUAAUGUUCUUAUCAUUGUUGUGAAAAUGGUGUCAGGCUGAGGCUCUCUGCUGUUGGGUUGAACUGAUUUCAGUACCAGCAUUAUGUAAAAGCUAAUCAUGUUCAAAAGUUGCUGCAAGAUGUUCACGCUGACUUGAAUGUGGCCUGUUGGCUUUGUUGCUGUAAAUCCCUCUGCUCUGAGGGUAAUCUUUCCUCCUGUAUGACUUCUGAAUCAUGCAUGCAUCUGUUGCUAUUGGUGUGGGAGUAUGCACUUACGCUACCAUGAUCACCAUGUAAAUGUUCGGUCUAAUUUAAACAUCGGUACUGUGUUCGGUUAAAGACGUUAUCUGGUGGCAGAACCAACGUUUUCUGUA